AGCAGCGCAGAAGGAAGGUGUGUUUAGUUUGUAGGUUUCGGGAGCGCAGCCUCAUUCCUGCGGUGGCGUUUCAGUCGCUCACUGUCAGCUCAAAGUUUUUGUUAUUCCCCCCCUACCUGUCCACUCCCUUUUUUUUUUCUUUCUUUCUUUUUUUUUUACACGGAUAAACGCUUUUAAGAGAAAAAUCGUUUAUGGUCCUGGCUGAAGAUUUCACCAUGUCUCGCACCGACGAGGUUCAUCGCAUGACGGAAAAUGUUUACAAGACUAUUAUGGAGCAGUUCAACCCCUGCUUACGGAACUUUGUUGCCAUGGGGAAGAACUAUGAGAAGGCCCUCGCCAAUGUGACAUUUGCUGCAAAAGGCUACUUUGAUGCCCUGGUCCGAAUGGGUGAAUUGGCAAGUGAGAGUCAAGGAGCCAAAGAUUUGGGGGACGUGCUGUUCCAGAUGGCUGAGGUCCACAGACAGAUCCAAGUGCAGCUAGAGGAAAUGCUGAAAUGCUUUCACAAUGAGUUGCUUUCUGAGCUUGAGAAGAAGGUGGAGCUGGAUGCUCGCUACUUGACUGCCGCCUUGAAAAAGUACCAGCUCGAACACAAGAGCAAAGGGGACGGUCUGGAAAAAUGCCAGGGUGAACUGAAGAAGCUCCGAAGGAAGAGCCAAGGUAGUAAGAACCCUUCAAAGUAUGGAGACAAGGAGAUGCAGUUUGUGGAGACCAUUAGCAAUAAGCAGACAGAACUAGACACCUUCAUCGCUGAGGGCUACAAGACGGCUUUGUCCGAGGAACGUCGCAGAUACUGCUUCCUCGUGGAUCGACAAUGUGCUGUGGCCAAAAAUAGCAGCGCGUACUAUGGAAAGGGGAAAGACCUUUUGACCCAGAAGAUCCCAGUGUGGCAGCAGGCCUGCUCAGAUCCCAAUAAACUCCCAGACAGAGCCAUGCUGCUGGCCCAGCAGAUGGGUUCUGCUGCUCUUGGGGGCACAAGUCCCCUGCACUCCUCCAAAUCCAAUCUGGUCAUCUCAGACCCCAUACCGGGGGCUCAGCCUCUUCCUGUUCCCCCAGAGCUGGCUGUUUUCAUGGGCAGCGGUCUUGGACACCCAGCGAGGCUGAUGGGCCCUGAUGGCAUGUCCAUGGUCAAUGGAACGACAGGAGUGCACGGCGAGGAGUACUGGACAGAUGGGGGUACGAUGUCUGUGUCUCAAGUUAGGCCUUCUUCCCCUCAGACUCAGGCACCGGGCCAGUCCCAGGUGCAGCCCCAGAGACAAGUCAGCGACGUCUACUCUAAUACCCUCCCUGUCCGUAGGCCCGCUCCAGCCAAGAAUAAAAACCCCGUGGGAGAGACACGGACCCUGCCCAGGUCCAGUUCCAUGGCAGCCGGACUGGAAAAGAACGGGCGCUCCCGCGUCCAAGCCAUUUUCUCGCAUGCCGCAGGCGACAACAGCACCUUGCUAAGCUUCUCCGAGGGAGAUGUCAUCACCCUGCUAGUGCCUGAGGCCCGCGAUGGCUGGCACUAUGGAGAAAAUGAGAAAAACAAGAUGCGGGGCUGGUUUCCAUUCUCCUACACUCGUGUGCUCCCUGAGAGUGAUGGAGACAAGCUCAGAGUAAAUUCCAGUCUUCAUCAUGGUAAAAGCAGCAGCACAGGGAACCUGCUGGAGAACGACGGAUCACUGCCCACACCUGACUAUGGCCUAACUGCUCGACUGUUGGCACAGAGCUUAGCACAGACCCGCCCACGCCCCUACAGCAUGGCAGGGUUUGCACCACAGCCUGCCAUUGAGGAUUACGACAGCCGCUUUGCCACAAGUUUGGGUCCAGAAUUGUCCCGGUUCUGAGGGAACAGGACCGCUUGACCGUUCCCUCGAGGUCUUCCUCCGGCCCUCCUUCUCUGACGAUCGAUCUGCACCCAUCUACUACUAGCGACUUGCCUUGUCCUCUUUUCCACUGAUGGGUACCUAUUUUAUAAAGAGAGGAAAACGGUAGCCAUGAUUUGCAGGUUUAAUUGUUUCCACAAGAGGGCCUGGAGGUGCGGUUGUCUCAACUGAGGACUUGCAUAACUUAGAAUUUCUUCUAAUAUACUAAAAUUUCCUUUGAACUUUUUAGAAACUAACGGCUUCAAUCACAGUUAGAUGUCUCCGCCUGAACAUUUAAUGGUAAUGGUAGAUUUAUUAAGUUAUUUAGAUCACAGCAGUACUGGAUAAGGUAAGGCUAGGAAGUUUACCCUUCAUCUGCUCUUCUGUUCCAACAUUACCGUAGUUUUUUUUUUUUUUUUUUUAACACUAUGCACUGUAAAUUUUACCGGAGCUUUAUGUUUUCCAAAGGAGUGGACUUUGAGGGUGAUCUGAAAGUAGGACCACAGACAAGUUUGUCACUAGGCCACAAUUCUGCUUCUGUUAGAUCUUGUAGAUGAUUAUAUUUGUUAGUGGUGAUACAGGACACCCAGAUUUUGAAUCUCCUGUGCCUUCUAUGUGUCUUUCUUGGUUUUUUAAACAUAAAUCAUUGUUCUUACUGUUCUAGUAAGUUGGUUUAAGGGUAAUUAUUUGCAGUAAAGUUCUACUUGUUUUUGAUUUUUUUGUUUUGUUUUUAAAAUCUUAACAAUGUUCAUGGGACUAAUUCAGCUUUUGUUGCAAUGUUUUUGUUUGUUUUUUUUAUGUGUGGGCAAACUUCACUACAGUACAGCAACGACUUCACGGAAAUACCCUAGUUUAUUUUUCAAUUGCUCAUAUUUUCCUUAUAAUUUGAGUUUUAGCUAUUUCUAAUUCUGGAGAUGGUCUGAACAUGGGGAAAAUCCUAACACUAUGUCUUUCUUUAAGUAUUUAGCAUUGUGGGAGUGGUAGAUAUUCAGAUAUAAGUUCCAGUAUUAUCUUUUCUAAUGAGGUUUCAUUCUCAGUAUUACACGGCACACUAACCUGGUACACAGAGAACAUGGCAUAAAUAUGUGUGUGUAAAGAUGGAGGCAAAAGAGGUUAAAAUCAAAGAAAUAAAAGCUGAUUUAUUUUGUGUGAAUGAGCUGCAAUGCUUUCCAAUGUAUUGCAAGCCGAAUCAUGAGUUUUAGUUUUUAACAAAUGAAUCACUGAUGCGAUUAUACUUAUGUCACGUUUCAAGGUCCAGUUUUUUAUUUUAAUUAAACAUAUCUGUUCUUGUCUUCAUUUCUCUCUCCUGUUUCUGUUUGUACUAUAUCUGUACUGUAAAGAAACUGCAUUUAAUUUAUCUUGUCAAAUAAAUUUAAACUUGCUCAAUUGUCA
Fundulus heteroclitus (mummichog) is the source of this 3233-nucleotide messenger RNA. RefSeq names its product BAR/IMD domain containing adaptor protein 2a (gene baiap2a). Gene Ontology annotation, biological process: plasma membrane organization; actin crosslink formation; positive regulation of actin filament polymerization. Gene Ontology annotation, cellular component: nucleoplasm; cytosol. The transcript is spliced from 15 exons. NCBI's taxonomy places the organism in Eukaryota, Metazoa, Chordata, Actinopteri, Cyprinodontiformes, Fundulidae. The record is from RefSeq and is a predicted model, not a curated record. Gene Ontology annotation, molecular function: cytoskeletal adaptor activity; protein binding. The coding region runs from base 192 to 1823 and encodes 543 amino acids.